Messenger RNA from Peromyscus maniculatus bairdii (prairie deer mouse), 243 nucleotides. NCBI's taxonomy places the organism in Eukaryota, Metazoa, Chordata, Mammalia, Rodentia, Cricetidae. The record is from RefSeq and is a predicted model, not a curated record.
AUGAAGAGACUUCCCAGCCUGAAAAGAGUACAGGGGAACUAUUGUGGUGAACACAGGGACAUUCCCAUUGAAUGUGUCAUGGAUAAUCCUACUACCUCACAGUAUGCCAACCUCAUGCACAACUUCAUCUUGAAGAGCACCAUGUAUGAAAUUGAAUCCCAGAAUGAUCUCAUCUUCUUUAAAAUUUGCUUCACAUACACACACAAUGAAAUUAUUGUUUCACCAGAUAAGACUAUUUCCUGA